AUGAAUUUCGAAUUUGAGCGAGAGAUUGGCUUUAUCAAUAGUCAGCCAUCGCUCGCUGAGUGCCUGACAUCUUUUCCCCCUGUCGGUGAUACAUUUCAAAGUUCAUCAAUCAAGAACUCGGCGCUUUCACACUCGACACUGAUUCCUCCUCCUUUUGAGCAGACCAUCCCCAGCCUGAAACCGGGCAGCCACCCUCGCCACAGCAGCGGCAGCCGCCCCAAGCACAGCCCCAAUGGCAACAGCGGCAGCCCAGUGCCACCCGGCGCCCUCCAGCCUCCGGAGUACCCCUGGAUGAAAGAGAAAAAGGCGUCCAAGAAAACCGCCCUGCCGCCGCCUGCUUCGGCCUCCGCCCCUGGACCAGCUUGCCUGAGCCACAAAGAAUCUCUGGAGAUCUCAGAAAAUGGAAAUGGGGGCUCUAGGAGGCUCAGAACUGCGUAUACUAACACACAGCUUUUGGAGCUGGAGAAGGAAUUUCAUUUCAACAAGUACCUCUGUCGACCCAGGAGAGUGGAGAUAGCAGCUCUCCUAGAUCUGACGGAGAGGCAAGUCAAAGUGUGGUUUCAAAACAGGCGGAUGAAGCACAAGAGGCAGACCCAAUGCAAGGAGAACCAGAACAGCGAAGGGAAAUGUAAAGGCUUGGAGGACCCCGAAAAAGCCGAAGAGGAGGAGGAAGAGGAGGAAGAGGAAGAAGAAGAGGAGAAGUCUCUUUUUGAGCAAGCCCUCAACAAUAUCUCGGGUGCCCUUUUGGACAGGGAAAGCUGCCCUUUUCAGCAGAAUGCCCUGGCUCAGCCGCAGGCGCCUCCAAGCCUCCACAAUGGAGAGUCCCAAACUUUUCCAGUUUCGCCUUUAACCAGCAAUGAGAAAAAUCUCAAACAUUUUCAGCACCAGUCACCCACUGUUCCCAAUUGCCUCUCAACAAUGGGCCAGAACUGUGCAGCUGCCCUGAACAAUGGCAGUCCGGAGGCCCUAGAAGUCCCUUCUUUGCAGGACUUCAGCGUUUUCUCUGCAGAUUCCUGCCUACAGCUUUCUGCUGCUGUCUCCCCCAGUUUGCCAGGAUCCCUCGACAGCCCUGUAGAUAUUUCAGCCGACAGCUUUGACUUUUUCUCAGAUACGCUCACCACAAUUGACUUGCAGCACCUGAAUUACUGAGAAAGCACAGACCUUCAUGCACCAAGGGUU
Molecule: messenger RNA, 1179 nt
Organism: Notechis scutatus (mainland tiger snake)
Lineage: Eukaryota; Metazoa; Chordata; Lepidosauria; Squamata; Elapidae
Gene: HOXA2
Product: homeobox A2
Biological process (GO): regulation of transcription by RNA polymerase II
Cellular component (GO): nucleus
Molecular function (GO): RNA polymerase II cis-regulatory region sequence-specific DNA binding; DNA-binding transcription factor activity, RNA polymerase II-specific
Source: RefSeq, a predicted model, not a curated record